Molecule: messenger RNA, 868 nt
Organism: Alosa sapidissima (American shad)
Lineage: Eukaryota; Metazoa; Chordata; Actinopteri; Clupeiformes; Clupeidae
Gene: knstrn
Product: kinetochore localized astrin (SPAG5) binding protein
Exons: 8
Coding region: 174-791 (205 amino acids)
Biological process (GO): mitotic sister chromatid segregation; regulation of attachment of spindle microtubules to kinetochore; spindle organization
Cellular component (GO): centriolar satellite; mitotic spindle; microtubule plus-end
Source: RefSeq, a predicted model, not a curated record
CCAGUUGGAGGCAGUCGUCGUCAAGCUCUAGAAGUGCCACGGAAGUGACGCAUGUGUUGUUGUAUUUUCAAAUUUAUUAAGCGCCUCGGAUUGUUUGGCAGAUUGGUGUUGAAGGUUAUUUCAGAGGAAUUUAUUUAAUUUUAUUCAACUCAAGUACAGUUCCUAUUCUGACGAUGAAAAAGGCGACUACUGUCAAGGAAUCUGCCCCAGCACACCAUGUCAACUCAGAUGCCAAAGCAGCAGUGCUGAAACCUGUUUGUGACAAUGUUGGCAGCAGAAAGAACGCAAACACAAGGACAUUAAAAGUGCCUUCCACCCGUUAUGGAGUCCAAAAUGAACUAAAGGAACAAAACCAGCUUCUAAUCUCCACCAAUGAAGAACUACAAAAACAUGUUGUCGAAAUGGAGAAUAAGGUAACUCUACUGGAGCAGCAGUGUGGUAAUCUAAAGGGAGAAAACUCGGAAAUGCAGAAGCGUCUGAGGGACUGCCAUACUCUGCUUGUAACCGCUAACAUGGACCCAGUGCUUGGUGAGCGGAUUCAUGAAGCAUCUACUGAGAAUGAAGAGCAGAGGAAGGAGGUUAUGAAUAUUUCCCAUAAUCUACUAAAUGAGCUGGGAAAGUUUGACACUAUGGCAUCGGAUCACAGAGGACAGCUGGAGGAAAUCCAGAACGUCAUGAGGCACCUCAAAGAGGCACGGGAUAAACUGAGAGAAGAGAUGGGCACCGUAAAACUGGAAGUGGAAGAAAUGGAAAGAGAUUUGGAAGAGGCAGAACGGCUGUUACUGGAAUGACAUGACCAGGAGUGUUUUUAUUUUCCAUGUUACAUAUUUCAAUUGAAUCAAUAAAUAUCAUAUAUUUUACAUUUGAA